AAUUAUUGUCGUUUUCCCGAUUUUAAAUACGCCUCACACUGGGAUCGUAAUAAUACUAGAUGUGGAACCAAAGUUCCCAUCAUUUUAUGUUGAGUCCAGCCGUAAUAUUUUGGUGUAACACCUCCACGUUGGUGACAAGCGGUGACCGCUGCAAGUGAAGUUAACCUAUUUUACGAAUCAAACAUGUUAUAGCAGUUGUUAUUUUAUCUUUUGUGCUGUAUAGACUUGACUGUUCAAUGGCGCGGGUUGUGAAAGUUUUUCGGACAUUGCGUAAUCAUUGGAAGAAGUCAACAUUUGCUGUGUGCGUCUUAGCUUACGGAAGCCACUGGCUUUAUGGGAGACACUGUGACAAUGUUCUGCGAAGAGAGGCAUGCCUGGAAGCUAGGGAAUUUGGACGACAAAUAAUAGCGCCAAAUGAACGUUUAAAGAAGGCCACCGUGAUCUUGAACCCUGCAGCUUGUAAUGGGAAAGCCAACAGUUUGUUUGAAAAGAAUGCUGCUCCUAUUUUACACCUAGCUGGCAUUGAGAUUACAAUAGUGAAGAUGGAUUAUGAAGGUCAAGCCAAAAAAUUGAUGGAUCUCAUGGAACAGACAGACAUGCUGAUAGUAGCCGGAGGGGAUGGCACUUUGCAGGAAGUCAUCACAGGCUUACUGCGGAGGUCAGAUCAAGACUCAUUCAGUCGCACACCAAUUGGAUUUAUUCCACUUGGCUCUCAGAAUGCUUUGAGUGCCAGUCUUUACAUCCGCAGUGACAGCAAGGUCAAGGACAUUACGUCAGCAACUCUGUCCAUCCUGAAGGGAGAAACCGUGCCUUUGGAUGUACUUCAAAUCAAAGCGGAGACAGAGAAGCCCGUCUAUGGCCUGAUGUCACUGCGUUGGGGUGCUUUUCGAGAUGUUUCUGCAACUGUUAGCAAAUAUUGGUACCUUGGACCACUGAAGACAAUUGCUGCUCAUUGGUUUCACACCCUUCAGGAGUGGCCCUUACUACAUGACGUCACAGUGAACUACUUGGCUCCCACACUUCGGCCGCCUGACUUGCCUCCUUAUAAGCCUCCCAGACCCAACCUGCUCAAUCGCAUUAUCCGCAGACUGAAAAACUACUGGAAUCCGCCUCUGGAAGAGCCUCCAAAAGCAGAAGAACCGGAGCAAUGGGAGGAAACGAAGCUAUCAUCAGUCGAGCUGUUUAUUCAAACACACAACAAGAACCCUGUUGAGCGCCGCAUAAAUGACUCCAUGAUGAUUUGUGCCGAGUCUGACGACUUCACAGUGGGCGAAUUCAUCACCGUCGGAAAACAAAAACAUAACGACCCGUCUGUUCUCACUGCAAAUUCUACAAAAAUGGAAGCCAGUGCUUGCCGGCUGCAGCUACCACAGGACACUGGCAGCUUCUUCAACAUCGACAACGAGGAGUACGAGGCCAUGCCUGUGGAGAUAAGACUGUUGCCACGGAAACUACAUUUUUUCAUGAGUGCAGAGCGUCGACAAGAGCUUCUGUCACAUACGCAGUGAAGAGAAACUGGAGGAGACAAAAAUAACGCCUCGAAAAACAGACAGGCUUAACCACCUCACCAAGUAAUAUGAAAACUUACAGUUUUAAAUACCGGUAGUCAUUAACUGGUGUCUUUCUAUAUCUUGUAGAAAAGAAAGAUGAAAUCAUGUCAUCAGUUACAUUGCAUUCUCAUCUCAGCCUGUAUUCCAUGUAUACAUUGUCUUAGUACUUACAUUAUUAAAUGCCAAUUUAGUCAACA
Syngnathus acus (greater pipefish) is the source of this 1747-nucleotide messenger RNA. It is a transcript of the gene agk, whose product is annotated as acylglycerol kinase. The record is from RefSeq and is a predicted model, not a curated record. Gene Ontology annotation, molecular function: ATP-dependent diacylglycerol kinase activity; acylglycerol kinase activity; ceramide kinase activity. NCBI's taxonomy places the organism in Eukaryota, Metazoa, Chordata, Actinopteri, Syngnathiformes, Syngnathidae. The coding region runs from base 237 to 1508 and encodes 423 amino acids. The transcript is spliced from 14 exons. Gene Ontology annotation, biological process: ceramide biosynthetic process; protein insertion into mitochondrial inner membrane. Gene Ontology annotation, cellular component: mitochondrion; TIM22 mitochondrial import inner membrane insertion complex.